UUUAGAGUUAUUUCUCUCCAUACUAUUGGUUUGUUACCUUUUUCUGGAUGGCAAAUCGAACAGUAAAAGAUGCAGUUACCGUAAAAGGGACAAAUCCGCAAUAUUUAGUGGAAAAAAUCAUCCGCACACGAAUUUAUGAUUCGAAAUACUGGAAGGAAGAAUGUUUUGCGUUGACUGCGGAGCUUUUGGUAGACAGAGGAAUGGAGUUACGAUAUAUCGGUGGGAUCUAUGCAGGAAACGUGAAACCAACACCUUUUUUAUGCCUGUGUUUGAAAAUGUUGCAAAUUCAACCGGAGAAAGAUAUCGCUGUUGAGUUUAUUCGGCAGGAAGAAUACAAGUACAUUCGCGCUUUGGGAGCGAUGUACAUUCGGCUUACGUUCACUUCUAUCGAAGUUUACAAAUAUUUGGAACCCUUGUACAACGAUUACCGAAAAUUGCGAAUAAUGAACAAUGAUGGAAGAUUUGAAAUUGUCCAUAUGGAUGAAUUUAUCGACAGUUUAUUGCGUGAAGAACGAUACUGUGACAUUCAUUUACCGAGGAUACAGAAACGAAUUACUUUGGAGGAAAUUGGUGAGUUGCAACUAUACGUUAGUGCACUCGAUGAAGAUCUCGACAAGUUGUCAUCAUCAGAUUCCGAAGACGACGACAACAGAAUUCAUAAAAGAAAAGAGCGUUCAAAGGGCAUGCCUCGUCGGCGUAGUUAUUCAAGAGAACGUGAACGUGACGUGGAUCGAGGUAGGGAUAGAGACAGAGAGAGAGAACGAGAGCGAGAGAGAGAGCGUGACAAUGAUCGUGAUAAGGACAGAAACAGAGACCGUGAUCGACGUCAUCGCUCACCAGAGUAUCGUGAUCGAGAAAGAAACAGUCGGAAAGACAAAGAACGUGAGAAGGAUCGAGAACGGUGAUGUGAGGACAAUAUUAUUUCGGAAAUAUUAUUUUUCUGUACUUUUAUGCUAUGCAACAUAGACUACAAGUCUGUGAUUGUUUCCAACAUUUAUGCGGACAAAUAAGCACAUAUCAAAUUUUUCGCAUCUUGAUAUGGAAUUGAAUUCAAGGAACAGAGUCUGUUUCAUUUCGAGUUAUUGCUGCAUCCAAUACAAUAAAUUCAUUCAAAGUUAAAUGUUUCUUAAAUAACAAAAGCGGCAAAUAAAGACAUGUCAAAUAAAUGAUAAAAAUUGUCUAGAAACUCAUUUGCUCUGUCCC
Molecule: messenger RNA, 1203 nt
Organism: Loa loa (African eye worm)
Lineage: Eukaryota; Metazoa; Nematoda; Chromadorea; Rhabditida; Onchocercidae
Product: pre-mRNA-splicing factor 38A
Exons: 7
Coding region: 48-905 (285 amino acids)
Cellular component (GO): precatalytic spliceosome
Source: RefSeq, a predicted model, not a curated record